AUGGUGGAUCUCUUGGUGGAAACUCUAGGGCAACUCUAUGUUCCUAAUGGUAAUCCUCCAUCGCCAAUUGUUGAAACUCAUAAUCGCCUUGAUCACAGGAUAAUACCAGCAGUGCAUCCAAUGGUCAUUUCUAAGGAAGGGGGAUCUAGCAACGAGGAGAUCGAUGACAUAAUCUUCCAACACCCCAGACAAGGCGGCGGUCGACAACAGCUUGAGCAAUGCAAUUCACCAUCUCUCUCUCUCAAAAUGCCUGUCUUGCACCCUUGCUUCUUACUUCUCGCCAUCUUGGCCAUGGCCCAUAUCUCAUCAGCAUCCCUGAAAGUGGGCCACUAUCGAUAUACAUGCCCAUCGGCGGAGGUGAUCGUUCGAGAGACAGUUAACAAAGCCAUUGCCCGGAAUCCCGGCAUAGCUGCUGGCCUCAUUAGGAUGCACUUCCAUGAUUGCUUUGUUAGAGGCUGCGACGGUUCGGUGCUGCUCGAUUCCACGCCAGGAAACCCUUCUGAGAAAGAGCAUCCGGCCAACAAUCCGAGCCUUCGAGGGUUUGAGGUGAUUGACGAAGCAAAGGCCAAGAUCGAAGCUCGAUGUCCGGGCACUGUCUCGUGCUCGGACAUAGUCGCCUUUGCAGCCCGCGACAGCGCCCGCAAGGCCGGUGGCAUCAAGUACAAUGUGCCAGCUGGACGCCGUGAUGGAAGAAUCUCCCUCCAGUCUGACGUCACCCAGAACCUUCCUCCGCCAUUCUUCAAUGCCCAGCAAUUAGAAAACAACUUCGCCAGGAAAGGGCUGUCGCUAGAUGAAAUGGUGACGCUUUCCGGCGCCCACUCGAUCGGAGUCUCUCAUUGCUCUUCCUUCUCUAAUCGCCUCUACUCCUUCAACACAACCCACAGUCAAGAUCCUUCCAUGGACCCCACCUUUGCGGCCCACUUGAAAACCAGGUGUGCUCCACCACCCGCCACUCAAGAUCCAACGGUGGUGCUCGACAGCACAACUUCGAAUCGUCUUGACAAUCAUUACUACAAUAACUUGGAGAAGCACAGAGGAUUAUUGACGUCGGAUCAAACACUCCUGAGUAGCCGAUCGACGGUGAAGAUGGUGCGGAACAAUGCAAAGCAUCCAUCAGCGUGGGCUGCAAAGUUCGCGGCCGCAAUGGUGCGGAUGGGUUCGAUCAUAGAGCUUAGUGUGGCCGAGGGGGAGAUCAGGAAGAAGUGUAGGUUUGUGAAUUGAGUUUGUGGAAGAGAUGAACAAUUCCUGCCAUUGUUUCAUUCAUUUUCAUUGAUUUGUUUGUGACCGUUCCUUAUUCAAGUGUGAAUUUUAUUUGUGUGAUCAACAGU
This is a messenger RNA of Magnolia sinica, 1328 nucleotides long. Its product is annotated as peroxidase 5-like. Gene Ontology annotation, biological process: response to oxidative stress; hydrogen peroxide catabolic process. NCBI's taxonomy places the organism in Eukaryota, Viridiplantae, Streptophyta, Magnoliopsida, Magnoliales, Magnoliaceae. The record is from RefSeq and is a predicted model, not a curated record. Gene Ontology annotation, cellular component: plasmodesma; plant-type cell wall. The coding region runs from base 1 to 1221 and encodes 406 amino acids. The transcript is spliced from 3 exons. Gene Ontology annotation, molecular function: heme binding; peroxidase activity.